Molecule: messenger RNA, 540 nt
Organism: Suillus bovinus
Lineage: Eukaryota; Fungi; Basidiomycota; Agaricomycetes; Boletales; Suillaceae
Exons: 2
Coding region: 1-540 (179 amino acids)
Cellular component (GO): mitochondrion
Source: RefSeq, a predicted model, not a curated record
AUGUCGAACUCUGGAGGACGAUUUGCACCUUACAGAAACGCUUUCACCGCGAUUUCUGGGAGGACGGGAACACCACUAUCUUCUCUCAUCGUCUCCUUCGCCAUCCUCCAUGAAUUAACUGCCAUUGUUCCCGUCGUGGGUAUUUUUUACGCGGCACGCAGUCUAGGCGCAGGCGAGCACGUCGUCAACGCUGUUGCUCUCAAACGAGGUGACUCUAUCGAUGACCAGUCUUGGGUGAACACCCAGCUGAUAUCAUUGGUUGACGAGGGCGAGCGAUGGGCUGGUCGUGUCGGCCGUCGAUAUGGCAUCUUCGGCUUUGAGAAAGGUGAACUUGUUGACCAGGCUCGGACGAGCGACUUGCCUGGGAAGCUAGCGGGGGACGUCGCCAACGCCGUUCUGGCUUAUGGUGCAGUCAAGGCACUUUUACCCGUCCGCAUUGGUCUUUCAUUAUAUGUUUCCCCGAUGUUUUCUCGGGCAGUUGUAGAGCCGAUUAGAUUAGGUAGCCUUCGUCUAUUAGGACGCAGACCGAAAUCUUUGUAA